Molecule: messenger RNA, 2805 nt
Organism: Dendrobium catenatum
Lineage: Eukaryota; Viridiplantae; Streptophyta; Magnoliopsida; Asparagales; Orchidaceae
Product: serine/threonine-protein kinase-like protein CCR4
Exons: 1
Coding region: 298-2685 (795 amino acids)
Biological process (GO): protein phosphorylation
Molecular function (GO): ATP binding; protein serine/threonine kinase activity
Source: RefSeq, a predicted model, not a curated record
CCAGACACCAUGGCUAAAGGCCUAAAGGUAGUGAGAUCUAAACAAUAGAAAAAGACAAUAAAAAAAAAACCAGUCUUUGGUCUUCCAUUCCGCGUCUACCCCUUCAACCCUAAAGGGCCAAACAAAAACCGGAAAUCUCAAACCAAAGCGAAUAUUACCCAUUAAGAAAACAUAAGCAAAGCUCCAUCUUUCUCUCUUCUUCAAACUUCCUUCCUCUUCUUCGCCCACUUCUCGCUCUCCGCAUCUCUUGGCUACGAUGAUAUUUUCAAAGCUAAUAACAAGCGUUUCUCAUUCUCAAUGUCUUCUCCUUUCCCUCUCCUAAUUCAUCUUCUUGUCUUCAUCUCCUCUCUCCUAUUCUCCCCUGUUUCAUUCGUUUCUUCGUAUCCCCUCUCAACCAUCGCCAUAUCCCAAGUCGGUAACCAGACCGUAAUCUGCGCACUUCAACCCUCCAGUGACGGGGGCCCUUAUGCUCUCAAUUGCAAGGCGUUGCCGAGCGGCAAGCGCCACACAUACAGCUCUUCCGGAGGCUUCCUGUACUCCGCCGUUGCUGCCGGCAAUGGCUUCCUCUGCGCCCUCAGCUCAGAGCAGGCAAACCAGUCCAUUUCCACUAUGCGGUGGUGGGACUUCUCUCAAACGCCUGCCCCCUCAAAGCGCGUCUAUAAAGGCCCCUCUUUGACGGCCCUCGCGUCCGGCGACUUCCACGUCUGCGGCCUAAUUGGUGGCUCCGGCAAGCCCAAUUGCUGGCGAUGGCCGGAGCUUAUCAUACCUUCCGACCUUCGCUUCACCGCCAUAUCCGUCGGUGGAGACUUCGUCUGCGGCCUCCAUGACUCCAGCAUAGCUCGAUGCUUUGGCAGCAACGCCAGCGGAGUCGUUGGUAACGAGCCGAAAGGGGAAUUUGCAUCGAUUGCCGCCGGGACUCAGCACGCCUGCGCGGUAUCUAUCUCCGGCGAACUUGUCUGUUGGGGCGCCGGAGCGCCGCAAGGCACGGUGUCGGAGGUUAGCUCGCUGGCUCUCGGUGAUGGUCGGACCUGCGCCAUAAGGAUCAAUGGAACAGUGUCCUGUUUAGGAGCCGGCGCCGAGCUGCCGCCAGAUUUCGAGACAGCGCAAUUCAUGUCAGUGGAAGCACGGGGCGGAGCGUUCUGCGGCGUUCUCACGGAGAACUACUCUGUUAUUUGCUGGGGAAACGAUGUUUUUCACCAGAAUCAUGUGGUCUUUAAUCAGGUUCUACCGGGGAGCUGUCUUCCCAUUUCAACCUGUCGCUGCGGAGUCCUUCCCGGCUCCGGGAACACCUGCGGCCACAGCGAGGCCAUCUGCCAGUCCUGCCCACGGCCAUUUCCACCUCCUCCACCACCGCUAUCUCCGCCACCACGGAAACCUCCUCCACCAUCUGCGCAGCAAGCUGCCUCCAUCUCCCCCACGCAUUCAUCCAACCGAAGACAGCUCCUUUUCAUCCUCCUUGGUGCCGUUGGAUUCGGCAUCGGCUGUUUAGCCUCCGCCUGCUUCUUAAUCAUCCGCGCCAAAAACCAAAGCGGCCGGGUUCACGAUUCCGGCCGCGUUCCACCGGCUACAAAUGCUGCCGACCCAGGCAUCAACCUAAGCCUAUCGAGACUAUUCACCAAAGGGCCCAGCCCUAUGGUCGAAGAGUAUACAAUAGAAGCCCUCCUCGCCGCAACGGAGGGCUUCGCCGAAAAGCACAAGAUCGGGUCAGGCGGUUUCGGGUCGGUGUACCGCGCAACUCUACCCAACGGGCGAAUCGUCGCCAUCAAGCGCGCUAAGCCUCCGCCGGCGGCGGCGCGCACCCCAACAGCCUCAACAUCGCGUAGCGUCCCAUUACGCCGGCGGGAGAUGGAAACCGCGUUCCUCGCGGAGCUCGCAUUACUCUCUCGUGUGAACCACAAGAACUUAGUCAGGCUAUACGGGUUCUGCCGCGAGGGCGCGGAGCUCAUCCUGGUUUACGAGUUCAUGACACGCGGUACCCUCGACGCGCACCUCCGCCUCCCCGGCCCUCCCGGGUCGCCGCUCGAGUCAUGGGCUGGGCGAAUCCGUAUCGCGCUCGACGCAGCGCGGGGGAUCGAGUACCUGCACGCCUAUGCCGUCCCGACUAUAAUCCACCGCGACAUAAAGUCUUCCAACAUACUUCUGGACGAUGACUGGACCGCUAAAGUCUCCGACUUUGGACUGUCGCUUCUAAACCCGAAAGAAGGGGAGGUGGAGGAGGAGGACGAGGAUGGUGCCGCUGCGGCUGCGGCGGGGACUGUGGGUUACAUGGACCCAGAGUACUAUCGACUUCGGCAUUUAACGGCGAAGAGCGAUGUUUAUAGCUUUGGGGUUGUGCUGCUGGAGCUGUUAACGGGGUCUAAGGCGGUGGAAAGGAGCGCGGAGAGUGGGACGCCGAGGAACUUGGUAGAGCACGCUGUGCCGAGAAUAGAGGUGGAUGAGGUACACUGCGUGCUCGAUGGGCGGCUUCCGCCACCAACCCCUUGUGAGAUUGAGGCGGUAACUUAUGUCGGGUAUUUGGCGGCGGAUUGCGUCAGUCCGGUGGGAAUGGACCGGCCGAGUAUGACGGAGGUGGUAGCUGGGUUGGAGCGAGCGUUAUUGGCUUGCCUGGGUGCGUGCGGAGCGACGAACCAAACCGGUACGGGGCCGACCGGGUUCACGAGGGCCACAGAAGAGAGAUCUGGGUAACACGUGCGGCUUUGGGAUUGGGCCUUGGAGAUUCAUGGAAGUCUAUUUGUUAAUAUUUUUUUUUUUGUUGCUUUUCUUUUUCUUAAUGUUGGAAGGAUCAUUAUUCAUUUUUUGGGCUUU